Saccostrea echinata is the source of this 949-nucleotide messenger RNA. RefSeq lists its product as uncharacterized. Bases 139 to 840 code for a protein of 233 amino acids. The record is from RefSeq and is a predicted model, not a curated record. NCBI's taxonomy places the organism in Eukaryota, Metazoa, Mollusca, Bivalvia, Ostreida, Ostreidae. The transcript has a single exon.
UUCUUUCAUUUAAGGCCAUUCCUUUGUCUUGGAAAGAGAUGAAUCAUGAAGUUUUAGCUGAACACCAUUUGGAACCAUAAUGUGGGACUACCACGAGAGGAUUUCAUUUUAACCGUAAUUUAUCUUGAGACAAAUUUGAUGCACUUGAAUCACCUAGUUGUUAUAAUGCAGCUCACCAUGGACCACAGAAGCAGAUCUAUGGAGUACGGCCAGGACUGUGACUCUGUGAAUUAUGAUCAGGAUGUUAAUGGUAACACCCAGGACACAAAAUCCGAGGAAAGGGACAGUGGAACGGGACUCUCCAGUCAUUCCACCUCUGCUGAUCCCAUGAGUAUGGACGACUCAGACGAGCCCCCCAGUAUUGGGGAGGAGCUGAACUCCUCCUCCUAUCACUUAGACAUGGAUGGGGAGCUGGUGCCCAUUAACAAAGAUGAACUACAGGACACAUGUAGUGAUUGUGAGGCCUCUCGUACUUACACUGUACCCACCCCUGUCAGUUUCAUUAAUUCUAACGAGUUAGUAGACCCCCUUCAGGAGUUGAAUCAGAUAAACAUCAAGGAAAAAAAAUAUCCCGUUCUCCCCUCCAUCAGCAAGAAAUCGUGUACACCACGCUCCCACAGGAGUGAAACGUCACUGGACAAUGAACUACUUGAAAAAAGUCUAGUGAGAGAACUGACCAAAAAUCAAAUGGACUUUUCAAGAGAAAGAAUGGAAAAAGAGGCAGAUUUUUUUGCGGAUCAUCGAAUUAAUACAAGCAAAGUAAAAGCUACCCCGCGCACUAAUCCUCUCCCUCCUAUAAGACCUGCAAAUGUGUCUUCUCCAGAUAAAAUGGGAACAUGAUAACUGUGCAUAACAAUAUUAGCAUAUAGUGAGGUUUUCUUGCUAUGACAACAAAAUACUAUCUUGUUGCAAAUGCUUCUUCUCCAGAUAAAAUGGGAACAUGAUAACU